UCAGAAUUUUGUUAAAAUCUUUAGCAAAUUUUUUAAGGUUAACAUCGUUCCAUAAGUUUUCUAUUAGAUUAAAGUCAGGGCUUAACACUGGCUCAAUACAUUCAAUAUUUUACGUUUAAAGUGAAUAAAAUUGUAAAUUUAUUUUAAAGUUUAUGUUAAGUGAAUUUUCGGGUAAAUAAUAACAAAUUAUGGAGAAAAGUGACACAGACUCCGAGUAUCAAAGCGGUGCUUUAGGACCACCAACUAAGAAGAAAUUACGUGCGGAAAUUGUGCAUAAAAAGUGUGUGACAACAGAUUCAAGACAAGAUUUUAAACCUAGUGAGACCCAAUCAAUUGAUAAUGAAUCACGAAGAGGUUUACCAUUACAAAUAAUUGGUGACAUCGUGAUUGAACAUGGCAAUAAUCAAAUGGAAGUUAAUGAUGGAAAUCUCACUAUAGAUCAUGUACAAAAACCGAGACAAAUGAUUGAAGUUAGGUACAUUAAUUUCGAUUUUACUUUUAUGAUCAUUCAUGACUCUAACAAUAAUUUACCACAUUUACACAACUGAAAUUAUGGAAUUAUAGGUUGAAUAAAGCGCCAAAAACUUCUGCAGAACGUGGUCGAGAAUUCAGAGCACGAAAAGCACUGCUUAAAAAACAAUGUAAGCAACAACAGGAACCAGAUGCAAUAGUUGAAAUUGCUAUGAUACCUCGAAUAUAGUAACUUCGAACAUGGACAUUCUAUUACGACAUAUUCGUGAAGUUGAUAUUUUUCAGUCAUCAAUUGGUGAUAUAUGUGCUGCUCACUGUGUUUUGGACGAUGGAACAAACAUCAUAAUGGUAGUUGUUUACAUUUCGCCCAAUAACACAGUUAAUAAUAUCAUAAAGUUUAUAUACAGAAGACUUAUGAUUUAUGGUCGAGUAGGUUCUGAAGAACUAGGAGAAAACUAUCAUACGUUGCCACUAAUCUUAGCAGGAGAUUUCAAUAUCAAUUUCAUCCGAAGAUGGACAACUCUUGAUAAACUUUCUACGAGAUAAAUUAGAAUUACAAAUGAAUAAUGACCGUAAUGAGCCAACUACAAGACAUGGACCAACAAUCGAUGCAGUUUUUUCUAGAUUUCGGUCUAAUUUUAAUUCUAAAAUAUAUGUAUCGUAUUUCUCGUAUCAUAAGCCUAUU
This is a messenger RNA of Bactrocera tryoni, 1156 nucleotides long. RefSeq lists its product as uncharacterized. The record is from RefSeq and is a predicted model, not a curated record. The transcript is spliced from 2 exons. Lineage: Eukaryota; Metazoa; Arthropoda; Insecta; Diptera; Tephritidae. The coding region runs from base 189 to 548 and encodes 119 amino acids.